Molecule: messenger RNA, 2656 nt
Organism: Trachemys scripta elegans
Lineage: Eukaryota; Metazoa; Chordata; Testudines; Emydidae
Gene: GAD1
Product: glutamate decarboxylase 1
Exons: 17
Coding region: 682-2454 (590 amino acids)
Biological process (GO): GABA biosynthetic process
Cellular component (GO): cytoplasm; presynaptic active zone
Molecular function (GO): pyridoxal phosphate binding; glutamate decarboxylase activity
Source: RefSeq, a predicted model, not a curated record
UUAUAUCAUGAACGUUUUUGGUGUGUUUGAAAUAAUCCUCUCCGGCUCGGAAAGAACUCAAGCGGUAUUUUUAAAAGAUGUACAUCCCCGAGCGGAAGUGUCUUUCCUGCUAGCCCCCCUGCCCCUCUCUGAAAACGGAGCGUGCUGAGUACGUACUGUAUUACUCAUAGGUUCAGCCCUUCUGGGUGCAUCUUCGUGAUCUGGAUUCACACGCGAGCUAUAAAGCCCCGAGGCGACCAAAACACCUGCAAAUAAGUCACGUUAGCCUGGGAAGGCAACACUUGGCCGCGUGAUUUCCAACCCAGCAAACUGACUUGGUCGACCCCCCCCCGCCUGCUUGCCUUCCAUAUUGGAGAAGAGGAGGUGGUGGCAGCGGUGUGACUCAUGCCUGCGUCGGAGCAGACCAACCGGCGAUUCAGGCUUUAAAAAAGCAAAUCCAAGUACUUGUGGCAAAAGGUCAUAUCGAAUUAAAUUCCGAGGCGCGAUUGGUAUUCCGACGUCGUUUCUCGCGGAGUUUAUAAGCGGCGACUCCCUCCCAAGGUUAGAAUUCCCCUGGCUUUUUGGACACUUGGAGUAAGUGUGGGUUUGCUCGCUCUCCUCCGCGUAAAUUCUUUACUGUCCAUCCACCAGAGAAAUAUUGGAGGAAAACACGGGACCAAAGGACUUUGACUUUCUGAAGUGAUGGCAUCCUCUGCUCCAUCCUCCUCCAACGCCAAUCAGGACUCCAACCCCACUAAUUUACGACCCACAACUUACGACAACUGGUGUGAUGUGGCUCAUGGAUGUACCAGAAAAAUUGGUCUCAAAAUAUGUGGGUUCUUGCAAAGGAACAACAGCCUGGAAGAUAAGAGCCGGAUUGUGAGCUCUCUCAAAGAAAGGCAAUCUUCCAAGAACCUGCUGGCUUGUGAGAACAGCGAGAGGGAAGCCAGGUUCAGGCGGGCCGAGACAGACUUCUCCAAUUUAUUUGCUAGAGAUUUGCUGCCUGCCAAGAAUGGCGAGGAGCAGACCAUGCAGUUCCUGCUGGAGGUGGUUGACAUUCUCCUGAACUACGUGAAGAAGACGUUCGACAGGUCCACCAAAGUCCUGGACUUCCAUCACCCGCACCAGCUGCUGGAAGGGAUGGAGGGCUUCAACCUGGAGCUCUCGGACAACCCCGAGUCCCUGGAGCAGAUCCUGGUGGACUGCAGGGACACGCUGAAGUACGGAGUCAGGACAGGUCAUCCUCGUUUUUUCAACCAGCUUUCCACUGGACUGGAUAUUAUUGGCUUGGCUGGUGAAUGGCUGACAUCAACUGCAAAUACUAACAUGUUUACAUAUGAGAUUGCACCUGUUUUUGUCCUCAUGGAGCAAAUAACGCUUCGAAAGAUGAGAGAGAUUAUUGGAUGGUCAAAUAAAGAUGGUGAUGGAAUAUUCUCACCUGGAGGGGCUAUAUCCAAUAUGUACAGCGUAAUGGCUGCUCGCUACAAGUAUUUCCCUGAAGUCAAAACUAAAGGCAUGGCUGCAGUUCCUAAACUGGUUCUCUUCACUUCGGAACAUAGUCACUACUCAAUAAAGAAAGCUGGGGCUGCACUUGGGUUUGGAACAGAAAAUGUGAUUUUGAUAAAAUGCAAUGAAAGAGGGAAAAUAAUACCAGCUGAUUUGGAAGCCAAAAUUCUGGAAGCUAAGCAAAAGGGACAUGUUCCACUUUAUGUAAAUGCAACCGCAGGCACAACAGUGUACGGGGCCUUUGAUCCAAUAGAGGAGAUUGCAGACAUUUGUGAAAAAUAUAACCUCUGGCUCCAUGUAGAUGCGGCUUGGGGAGGUGGACUUCUAAUGUCCAGGAAGCAUCGUCAUAAACUGAAUGGAAUAGAAAGAGCCAAUUCGGUCACAUGGAAUCCACACAAGAUGAUGGGAGUUUUGUUACAAUGUUCGGCCAUUCUGAUUCGGGAAAAGGGUAUACUUCAAGGUUGCAAUCAGAUGUGUGCAGGAUAUCUGUUCCAGCAAGAUAAACAAUAUGAUAUAUCCUAUGACACUGGAGAUAAAGCAAUACAAUGUGGUCGUCAUGUGGACAUUUUCAAAUUCUGGUUGAUGUGGAAAGCUAAGGGUACAGUAGGAUUUGAAAAUCAGAUCAACAAAUGUCUGGAAUUGUCAGAGUACCUCUAUACUAAAAUUAAAAACAGGGAAGAAUAUGAGAUGGUUUUUGAUGGAGAGCCUGAACACACAAAUGUAUGUUUCUGGUACAUUCCUCAGAGUCUCAGGGGCAUACCAGACUCUGAGGAGAGAAGAGAAAAGCUACAUAGGGUGGCACCAAAAAUCAAAGCUCUGAUGAUGGAGUCAGGUACCACAAUGGUUGGAUAUCAGCCACAGGCAGAUAAAGUCAACUUCUUCCGAAUGGUUGUCUCAAACCCGGCGGCAACUAAGUCUGACAUUGACUUCCUCAUUGAAGAAAUAGAAAGAUUGGGGCAGGAUCUGUAAUACUCUUGGCAAACUAUUCCUCUAGUCCACUGUUUUCCAGCUAUUUUUUACCCAGUUCUGCAGAACACCCUUUAAGGAAAUUCCCUUUCUAAAUGUUCCGCUCUCACUCAAAAAUCUGUAGGUUACUGCAGAGGUGCUGGAACAAUUUGUAUACUGGGGGUGCUGAGAGCCAUUGAACCAAACUGUAAACCCAGUAUAUGAU